UUUAAAAAACUUCACAAAAAUGGCAUCCUGGUUAUAUGAAUGUCUUUGUGAAGCUGAACUUGCACAGUAUUAUCCUCAUUUUACUGCCCUUGGCCUUCAGAAAAUAGAUGAAUUAGCCAAGGUCACAAUGAAGGACUACUCCAAAUUGGGAGUGCAUGACAUGAAUGACCGUAAACGUCUUUUCCAGCUUAUCAAAAUUAUUAAGAUUAUGCAGGAAGAAGAUAAAGCAGUCAGUAGCCCAGAGCAUCCUAUUCAGACAAGCAGCGUGUACAUCAAGCCACAGGAAUUCAGAUCUGGCCCUCGCAGACAACUACAUUUUGAUUCUCCUACUGACAACAAAAACAGAACUGCCAGCAACAAUGAGUUUGAAAUGUGCAAUAUGUCAGAUUCUUCUGGAAAUGAACAGAAGUCCACUUACCUAAAAGUGCUAGAUCACAUGCUCUCAGAUGAUUACCAGUACCACGCAAAAGCAAGAACUCUGAAUGCCACAACUGCUGAUUCCUAUGUGCAAACAGAAACUAACACUUCACUCUUUUCAUCAAAUUUCUUUUCUCCAAUACUGGGAAAUUGUGAUAUUCCCGUUAUUCAAAGAGUCUCUCAUGUUUCAGGGUAUAACUAUGGAAUCCCUCGUUCUUGUAUCAGACAGAACACCUUAGAGAAAGAGAAUCCUUGGACUGAGGUGGAAAAAAUCAGAGUCUGUGUUCGAAAACGCCCACUGAGUAUAAAAGAGGUACGUCGUGGAGAAAUUAAUAUUAUUAUUGUAGAAGACAAAGAAACUCUGCUUGUACACGAGAAGAAAGAAGCACUUGACCUCACACAAUAUAUUUUGCAGCAUGUGUUUUAUUUUGAUGAAGUCUUUGGUGAGGCAUGUACCAAUGGAGAUGUAUACAUGAAGACUACUUACCCACUCAUUCAGCAUAUUUUCAAUGGAGGCAAUGCUACUUGCUUUGCAUAUGGACAAACAGGUGCUGGAAAGACCUACACUAUGAUAGGAACUCAUCAGAACCCAGGACUGUAUGCUCUGGCAGCCAAAGAUAUCUUCAGGCAACUAGAAAUGUCCCAGCCAAGAAGGCAUUUCUUUGUGUGGAUCAGCUUUUAUGAAAUCUACUGUGGACAGCUUUAUGACCUCCUAAAUAGAAGAAAAAGGCUCUUCGCAAGAGAAGAUAGCAAGCAUGUGGUACAGAUAGUGGGACUGCAGGAGCUCCAGGUGGAUAGUGUGGAGGUCCUCUUAGAGGUGAUCUUAAAGGGCAGCAAGGAGCGUAGCACUGGGGCCACUGGAGUUAAUGCGGACUCCUCCCGCUCUCAUGCUAUCAUCCAAAUUCAGAUCAAAGAUUCAGCCAAGAGGACAUUUGGCAGGAUCUCCUUUAUUGACUUGGCUGGCAGUGAAAGAGCAGCAGAUGCCAGGGACUCAGAUAGACAGACAAAGAUGGAAGGUGCAGAAAUAAACCAGAGUCUUCUGGCUCUGAAGGAAUGUAUCCGAGCACUGGACCAGGAACACACCCAUACUCCCUUCAGGCAGAGCAAAUUAACUCAGGUUCUGAAGGACUCUUUCAUUGGCAAUGCCAAAACUUGUAUGAUUGCUAACAUCUCACCAAGCCAUGUGGCCACUGAACACACUCUAAAUACUUUACGCUAUGCUGACAGAGUCAAAGAAUUAAAGAAAGGCAUUAAGUGUUGCACUUCAGCUACCAGUCAAAAUCAGACAUCUGAAAACUCCUCUCCAAAACGAAUUCAGAACUCCCCUGUGGCCCUGCCAGGGGACAAGUGUUCUCCAAAAAAAGUCAAGCUGGGGCUUCAGCAGUCAGUUACAGUGGCACCUGGUUCUACAAGGGGGAAGACCCAUCCUUUGGCCAGCCAUACCCCUAACAUCCCUUUUGCUUCUAUACCAAAAGUCCCUGGUAAAAGGGGUGGCUCCAGAGGGAGUCCUCCCCAGGAGUGGGUCAUGCAGACUAGCCCUGUCAAAGGAACCCUGCGGUCUGAACAUUUGGUCAAAAAGGGGGCAGAAGAGUCAAUUCCAUUGUGCUCUGAGAAAAAUCAAGUUGGCAACAAGACCAUCCUUGAGUGGAGAGGCAGGAUACCAGGCCUAGGAGAAGGCCCAGGGCUUGGAAAGCUGCCUGCCAAAUGCAAGAAAGUGCAGCCAGUGCGGCCAGUACAAAAACAGCUCGUGUCACGCGUUGAACUCUCCUUUAGCAAUAGCCACCUCUUUGAGGAGGGCAGUCAGGACAAUAAGAUGAGCAUGCCCUCCAGGCCUACCUCUGAAGCUUGGACAAACAUCCCUCCACAUCAGAAAGAGAGGGAGGAACAUUUGCGUUUUUAUCACCAGCAGUUCCAGCAGCCACCUCUCCUUCAACAGAAGUUAAAAUACCAACCAUUGGAAAAGUUUUUAUGCCAAUACAGGCCCCCAGAGUGUCAGUUCCAGAAUGAGACCCCUCCUCCAUCCCAUUCUUUCUCUGAGAGUCAGGAUGGAGCCCAAGCUGAGGACCUAGAUGACAGUGAUUUCAGUGAAGAUUCUUUUUCACAUGUCUCCAAUCAGAGAACCACAAAGCAGAGGAAUACCCUGGAGAAAAGUGAAGGCUCAUUCUUCCUUCAUCAGAAGAGAGAUCAAGGUCCUGAGAAACUGGUGGCAGAAAGGCAGCAGAGCCUGUUUUUUAGUUCCAGGUCAGAUGUUGAAGAAAAGGAUCUAACUGAAAGCUGGGUGUACUCCAAGGACCCAGUAAGCCAUAGAAGAGAAGCACUCAAUCAUAGCCAAAGCCCAAGUAAGGUACACUUGGACUGGAGCAGAGAGAACUCUACCUCCAUCGGGCCUUCUAGAGACAACCCAGCAGAGGAGCCUUUCUGCUCACGGGUAGAUUUUGUAUACAGUGGGAAAAAAGGUGAAGGCCCAGCCUUUGACUUAAGACAGGAUACCUUCAGCAGUAAGGUUCCUGGGCAGGCUGAAGACAGCUCGCCAUCCCUGGAAGAUGGUUUCUCUUUCUCGCCAUCCCACAUUACAGUUUCUGGAUCCCCAGACCAAAGAGAUACAGUCACCCCACUGAGAGAAGUCAGUAAAGACAACCCCACUCAGAUGACCAGAAUAGUAAAAAAUAGUAUCCCUGUACAAGGAGAAGAUUCUGGAGGGCAAUUAGGCACAUGCUAUGAAUAUCCUUCAAGACUAAUGGCUCCCCUCACUGUGUCCCUCCUAGAGACCCCAGAUAAUGACAGCCCUUCUCCUUUGAAACAACUGGCCCAGGGGGCUGUGCACAGUCUAGUGGCAGAGAGCACAGGGGGACCAGCUGUGGGCCACACGGUAUCAUCUAAUGAUCAAGAGGCAGCCUUGCCAGUGUCUUCAACAACUGGGCACCUGUGGCUGUCCUCAUCUCCCCCUGACAAUAAGCCUGGUAGUGGUCUUCCAGCUCUGUCCCCAUCACCUAUCCGCCAGCACCUACCUGACAAGCUGCCCAACAGGGAGGCAAACCUGGGAGAGGCCUGCCAGAGUAGAGAAACUGCACUCUUCUCCCAGGAACAUGUGUGUGGCAAGCAGUGUGAUACUGAUGCUGAGGAGACAGAGCUGGAUGGUUCCUGGGGUUUCCCAGGAAAGCCCUUCUCCACCAUACAUACUAGUGUACCCCAUUCUGGACUUGUACUUACCACACGAACAGGAAGCAGUGAUGUGGCUGAUCAGCCCUGGACCCAGGAGAGUAAACAUCCUACAGGGCUCAGUUGGCAGGAGGUUGGUUUGUCUACAGACUCCAUCAAGUUGCCCUGCUACAAAGAGGACAUUAUGUGGCUCAAACACAAGCCAAUCUCAAGGUGCUUAGCAUCGCCAGAUUCUCUUCUGGUCCCUAACUGCCCUCCUGAGACCAUAGGGACAUUCAAUCAGCCCACCCUGGAACAAGCACAGCAGGUGGUCAUCCAAGCACACCAAGAACAACUGGAUGAAAUGGCAAAGCUGGGCUUCAGGGAAGAGACCCUAAUAAGCCAACUGUCUUCUAAUGAUUUCGAAGAUUUUGUGACCCAGCUGGAUGAAAUCAUGGCUCUGAAAUCCAAGUGCAUCCAAAGUCUGAGGAGCCAGCUGCAGCUGUACCUCACCUACCACAGGCCAGCUGUAGCCCCUGAGAGAACAGUAGUGUCUUAGAGAAAAAUCUUACACCAGAUAGUAGAGGUAGUAUAGGAGUCAGUGUUGGGCUUUCAGGGGCUGGUGGAGGCCUCUGCCACGUCCUCCCUGCACAUACCAGAAGCUACUCGCUGGUCCCACCUGUCCUAUCCUCAUCCAGCCACCCAUGGCCUUAGAUGGGGCUCCGUUCCCUCAGAGUCGGGCUGAAGAACUUAAUGCUUCUCCCUUUCCUUUGGGGCACCAAGAGCAUUUGCCUUAAUGACCCAUAACUGUGGGAACACAUGGGUCUAAAAACUCUAUAGAUGUUCCUAAGUUUGAGUAUCAGGGAGUUGGGUAAUCAGUGGUAACCUGGAGGUCAGAGGACACAAGCUAAGGGAGACAAUAUGCUGAGUCCAGGGAGGGUGUUUAUUAGCUGAAUUCUGUGCCUUUCAGUCUUCAAAGUAAAAAACAAAAAAACCUAAAACAUAGGUGCUAGCAGGGCAGCAGUAGGGUGAGCUCUGCCCCAUUGGCCCUUGGAGAUUGAUUUGGAAAUGUAGAUUUACUUUUGAAA
Marmota flaviventris (yellow-bellied marmot) is the source of this 4643-nucleotide messenger RNA. It is a transcript of the gene Kif24, whose product is annotated as kinesin family member 24. Gene Ontology annotation, molecular function: microtubule motor activity; ATP binding; microtubule binding. Gene Ontology annotation, cellular component: microtubule. The record is from RefSeq and is a predicted model, not a curated record. NCBI's taxonomy places the organism in Eukaryota, Metazoa, Chordata, Mammalia, Rodentia, Sciuridae. Gene Ontology annotation, biological process: microtubule-based movement; microtubule depolymerization.